CGUUUUAGCCAAUUUUACGGAGCAUCAAAUACCCUAUCUUCACCCUCCCAUUAGCUGUAAAACUAAAAGCCUCAGGAAGUCAGCCAUGCCGAUAUCUUGUGGUCUGUGCGAGAAAAGAGCGAUGCUCAAGCGGCCCAAGACGGGCGGAGCGCUCUGUAAGGAGUGUUUCUUCACGGUGUUUGAAGCAGAGGUUCACCAAACGAUCACUUCUGCCAGUCUUUUCAAAAGGGGAGAAACGGUUGCCAUAGCAGCCUCCGGAGGGAAGGACUCCACAGUCCUGGCCCACCUGAUGAAACUUCUCAACCAUCGCCAUGACUACGGCCUGAACCUCAUCCUGCUGUCCGUGGACGAGGGCAUCACCGGUUACCGUGACGACUCCUUGGAGACGGUGAAGAGGAACCAGCAGCAGUAUGAGCUGCCGCUGAAGGUCGUGUCAUACAAGGAGCUGUAUGGCUGGACGAUGGAUGAGAUUGUGCGACAGAUCGGACUGAAGAACAACUGCACGUUCUGCGGCGUGUUCCGUCGGCAGGCGCUGGACCGAGGCGCCAUGAUGCUGGGGGUCAACAAAAUCGUCACCGGCCACAACGCUGAUGAUGUGGCAGAAACCGUCAUUAUGAAUGUACUGCGGGGGGAUAUUGCCAGACUCCAGAGGUGCACAGCCAUUGUCACAGGCACAGAGGGAGCUAUCCCGAGGUGUAAACCUUUCAAAUAUACCUACGAGAAGGAAAUUGUCAUGUAUGCAUACUUCAAGAAGCUUGACUACUUCUCCACAGAGUGUAUCUACUCACCCAAUGCCUACAGAGGACAUGCUAGAACCUACUUAAAGGACCUAGAGUCUAUCAGGUCCACUUCUAUUAUAGACAUCAUCCACUCAGGAGAGUGUAUGUCUGUUAGUGUCAAGAAGGAUGUGAAAAUGCCAACACAGGGUACUUGUGCAAGGUGUGGCUACAUAUCCAGCAAUGAGUUGUGCAAGGCCUGUGUGUUGUUAGAAGGUUUGAACAAGGGGCUUCCCAAGCUGGGGAUAGGGAAACCACACAAGGCAAGACUGGCACUCGGGCUCACCAAUACACCCGACACAACCACUGCCCCUGGGUCUCAGCGCAAAGAGGGAUGCCAGUCAUGUUCAUGUAGAAGCCGUCCAUAUGCUGCUGUUAGUGAUACUCCAGGGUGUAACAAAGAUAACAGACUCAGUUCACAAAGCAAGGAAGACAACAGGCUCACAGACUCCAUAGCAAAACAGGAAGAACUUGGAGCAAGCUAUACUGUAGGGGCAGGUGGAGACUCUUGUAGUUGUAAUAGUGAUGUACAGAGGGAAACAAGUGCCAGUACAAUAGGGGUGAAGUCUGUUUUGUGUGGCCAAGAUAAGAAUACACCAUGUGCAUGUAGGAAGGGGAAGGGCCAAGUAGGGACAAGGGUCACAGGAGACAGUCCUGCUGUACCAGACUUGGACUUUUAGUGCUUUACAGCACAUUGUUAUAGGUUUUAUGUAUACUUUGCUCCAUCUCAUCAUGACUUACUGGAAAUAUCUAUUGUUGUUAUGUAACAGCACA
Branchiostoma belcheri (Belcher's lancelet) is the source of this 1550-nucleotide messenger RNA. Its product is annotated as cytoplasmic tRNA 2-thiolation protein 1-like. Lineage: Eukaryota; Metazoa; Chordata; Leptocardii; Amphioxiformes; Branchiostomatidae. Gene Ontology annotation, cellular component: cytosolic tRNA wobble base thiouridylase complex; mitochondrion. Gene Ontology annotation, biological process: tRNA wobble position uridine thiolation. The transcript is spliced from 6 exons. The record is from RefSeq and is a predicted model, not a curated record. Bases 86 to 1456 code for a protein of 456 amino acids. Gene Ontology annotation, molecular function: tRNA binding.